CAUGAAUGAUUUGUGUUUCCUCUGCAGGUAGAAAGUGUGUGUGAGCUGACGUCAAUUCAGCAGCAUGGAUCAGUGUGAGGACAGAGAGGAGGGAGCCCCUCCCUCUAAAAGCACUCUGUGUGGGGAACAUGAGAGCCAGACCAAAGCUCAGAGGGACCAGCCUGGACCUCCACCCAGCUGUGCGUCCUGUAAGAGUGACUCAUCUAAUGAUCGCUACAUUCAUUUUAAAGUCAAGCAGGCGUCUGCUGCAGAGAGAGUGGACCAGCAGAGCUCAGAGGUUCCCAGCGGUCAGUCUGCCCAGCAGCAUCAAACACACCUGGACUCCAUAUUUAUGCUGCUGGAGGACAACAUCAUCACUUUUGUGAAGAAAGAGCUGAAGAAGAUCCAGAAGGUUCUGAGUCCAGAUUACCCAGAAUGCUUAGAGGGUCAGAGAGAGGAUGAUAAGCAGGGGAGGAGCAACAGAGAGGACUUUGUGAAGAUCACACUGGACUUCCUGAGGAGAAUGAAACAGGAGGAGCUGGCUUAUCGCCUGCAGAACAAACUCUAUGGUGCAGUUUGUCAACAUAAUCUUAAGUCUGUCUUGAAGAAAAACUUUCAGUAUGUCUUUGAGGGGAUUGCUAAAGCAGGAAACUCAACCCUUCUGAAUCAGAUCUACACAGAGCUCUACAUAACAGAGGGAGGGACUGCAGAGGUCAAUGAUGAACAUGAGGUCAGACAGAUUGAAACAGCAUCCAGGAAACCAGACAAUCUAGAGUGUACAAUCAGACAAGAAGACAUCUUUAAAGCCUCACCUGGAAGAGAUGAACCAAUCAGAACAGUGCUGACAAAAGGAUGGGCUGGCAUUGGGAAAACAGUCUUAACAAAGAAAUACACCCUGGACUGGGCUGAAGACAAAGCCAACCAGGACAUCCAGUUCAUAUUUCCAUUCACUUUCAGAGAGCUGAAUGUGCUGAAAGAGGAAAAGUUCAGCUUGGUGGAACUUGUUCAUCGCUUCUUUACUGAAACCAAAGAAGCAGAAAGCUGCAGGUUUGAAGACUUCCAGGUUGUGUUCAUCUUUGAUGGUCUGGAUGAGUGUCGACUUCCUCUGGACUUCCACAAAACUACAAUCCUAACUGACCCUAGAAAGUCCACCUCAGUGGAUGUGCUGCUGAUAAACCUCAUCAGGGGGAAACUGCUUCCCUCUGCUCGACUCUGGAUAACCACACGACCUGCAGCAGCCAAUCAGAUCCCUCCUGA
Haplochromis burtoni (Burton's mouthbrooder) is the source of this 1236-nucleotide messenger RNA. Its product is annotated as protein NLRC3. NCBI's taxonomy places the organism in Eukaryota, Metazoa, Chordata, Actinopteri, Cichliformes, Cichlidae. The record is from RefSeq and is a predicted model, not a curated record.